This is a messenger RNA of Paramacrobiotus metropolitanus, 1572 nucleotides long. RefSeq lists its product as uncharacterized. Gene Ontology annotation, molecular function: RNA binding; 3'-5'-RNA exonuclease activity. NCBI's taxonomy places the organism in Eukaryota, Metazoa, Tardigrada, Eutardigrada, Parachela, Macrobiotidae. The transcript has 2 exons. The record is from RefSeq and is a predicted model, not a curated record. Gene Ontology annotation, cellular component: cytoplasm. Bases 292 to 1371 code for a protein of 359 amino acids.
CAUACGUGAUAGGAGCAAAAGCUAUAAGCUAAAGUUUUGCAACCCAUCAUCUGCCUAGGUGCCUGCACCCUCUCCCGAAGGCGGCUGCAACAUUACACAAAAUAAAUAAACGUAAACCGUAAAUCGUAAAAUUUUUUCGUGAAGUAUCAAGUCACAAAAAUGCAUUACCUAAAUUGUUUUUCAGUUUUGCCAGCGACUUUCGCAGUCUGUGGCCCUGGUUUUGCUGUGGCCGCAUAAUGGCACUCAGUGCUGUCUGAUAUUGAUUUCGAAUUGUAAAUUGUACUUAUAACAAUGCAUUCUUAUGGAACAGGAUUUCGUUUCCUGGAGGUCUCCCAGGAAUCUCUUCCGAAAUACGAAAAUUUUAUCAUAGAUUCUCUGCGGAAAGCUACCGCAGUAGGUUUCACUGUGCAUUCACCAAUAUCACCAAGUACUACCAGUCAGCUUGGAGAUGAAACACUGGAAGAGUGGUAUGCGCGUAACAAGACCGCUGCCUUACAUGAAGAAAUCAUUAGCGUUGGGCUGGCAGCUGCACAUUGCUCCGAAGACAACAUCGACGCAACUACCGGCGAACCGACAAAAAUCGUGUUCCAGAACUUCAACUUGACCACUUGCACAAUGGCGCCCAGUAAGGUGCGACGCGAAGACAUGCUGCGGAUGCUGGAUCUUGGAUACGAUUAUAACUAUAUAGCUGGCGCUGGCAUUCCGUAUUACCGAGGACGCGAUGAUACCAUUAACCAGUCAGAAAUCUCGCAGAAGAUUCGGAAAGUCUUCAUGGGUGUGCACGGAUCCGGUGACGGGUGCCAUCCAGUUAUCGUUCGGAAUGGUCUUUCAGACCUUUUAAUGGCUAUGUCGGCCUUCGUGGGAAUACUGAGUGAUACGGCCAAAGAGCAUCUUCAACGCAUUCAUGAUUUGUUCCCAGGAAAAGUUUAUGAUGCUGCACUACUGUCGGACCAAAGUGCUUUAUCCUGGGAUGGACUGCCUUUUCGUUGCGAUUUUUCACUGGACGGCGCUGAUGACUGUGAUGUUUUUUCUCUGUCACAUGAUGUGGGCGAACGCACUGUGCAAACCAAAGCUCCCAAUACGAAACAUCCGGCAGCGCUGGAUGCUUUUGAAAAUCUCAUGGCCUUCCUUCAUUGUCUUUCAGCGAAGAAGGGAAUAAAGCGUUUGUUAAAAAGCACUGCUGCUUCUCCUGUAAUGGAAAUGAAUGAGUUCGAAAACAGGAUUUCUUGUCCGGGAAUGAAAAUGCCGGUACUGGUUGAACCCAUUCCAACUUCGCGAUUUGCAAGCUCGAAACGCAAGCGUGCAAACUUCGAUUUUACCAUACCUCUGUCGGAUGUUGUCACAGAUAAACGGCAUAAUCCUGGUUGUUAACUAACUUUGAUGUGGUGAUACAGAAUUAAGUAGAUAAUCCUGACUGACAUACGGUUAAUUGUGAUGGAAUUGAACUUUAUUUCGCUACUUGUUUGCUAUUAAAAAGUAAGUGUUAAGUGCACAUUGCCGACCGCUGGCUACUCUAGCACUUUGCUGAUAAGUCUCUCGUUGUAUCGUAAAUUCGUACAUAGUAUGGCAAAA